AGCUAUGGUCGUGUCAAACAGAUAAUCCCGACGAUGUUGUCGUUGUAGCCUUCGGACGGACUGUCACAUGGCUUGCGCUUGAAUUGUGGUUCCAACGGACAAGAAGGGUAGUGUUGAAAGUCUGACUUCAGUUCGACCUCCUGCUCGAUCCCUAGCCUUGCUGUUCCUUGCGCUUUACGCUGGUCACACUAACAAGGAUCAUGGCAGACUCUAAGUUGAAGCUGAAGAGCUCAGACAAUGAAAUCUUCGAAGUAGACCAAGAGGUAGCUCUCCAGAGCGACACCGUGAAAAACAUGAUCGAAGAUGUUGAUGUAUCUUCUGCCAGCGAGCCCAUCCCUUUGCCAAACGUCUCUGGGCGAAUCCUGGCAAAGGUGAUUGAGUACUGUAAGUAUCACGUGGAUGCGAAGAAGCCCGGCACCAUGGAGAAGCCUGCCGUUACGGACGACGAGGUGAAGGCGUGGGAUCAAGAGUUCGUGAAAGUCGAUCAAGCUACUUUGUUCGAUCUUAUAUUGGCUGCGAAUUAUUUGCACAUUAAAGAUCUGCUGGAGCUCACAUGCCAGACUGUUGCUGACAUGAUUCGCGGAAAGUCGCCAGAGGAAAUCCGCAGGACUUUCAACAUAAAGAACGACUUUACUCCAGAAGAAGAGGAAGAAGUUCGUCGCGAGAACCAGUGGGCAUUCGAGUGACCAAAUGGAUUUUGCCAGGGCGAGCAAGACAUUUGUACUUGGCUCCAUACUUUCUCUGCGGGAUGCUGCUGUUGAUGCUGAUAAAAGUCAUCAUCGUCAUCAGAAUGAAUAAGUAAACUAGAAUAGCCUGUGACAGAGUCGAGGGCUCACGCGGAGAUGGCGGCGGCGGAUGCUGGACGGAGACCCAUAGGCCGAGUAUCUGCAGUCCUGUUGGUGUGUGUCGAGGGGAAUUUUCAUUCCCGGAAUAGGCUGCUUCGUCACCGUCUUCUGGAUCAGGUGCGGUGAUGCGUUGUUGGGAAGCGAUGACGAGGACAACAGGUUGUGCAGGUGGACUGCAUGUGUCAUGGCGUCUGGCCACAGUGUGGUGGGUAGUCUCAUCCCCAGGAGCAGCUUCUGCAUCGUCGUCUGCAAGGUCCGGUUCAUGCGUUCUGCGACCCCUUGCUGCUGGUGAGCGUAGGGCAGAGACACCAGGCGUCUGAUUCCUCUUUCCGCCAGAUAGGUCCUGAAGCGUUGUGACUUGUAUUCCAGUGCACCGUCUGACUGGAAGCUCUUAAGCUUUGUUCCUGAUUCUCGUUCAGCGAUGGGUAGCCAUGUUGUGAAGGCGUCGAAGGCUUGAUCACGCGUCUUGAGGUUGUAGUGCCAGACGUAUCUUGUUGCUGCGUCGAUAAACGCGAUGACAUUGUUGAAGUCGGCUUCAGUGUCUUCUCGAGGCAUGUUUAAAAUGUCGCUGUAGACUUUUUCCAUCGGUGCGUAUGCAGGUGCGCUUGGGUUGUGAUGAGAUGGGAAAGACUGGUGGGGAAGAUCGGCUUCGGGGCACGUAAAGCACCGUGCGCAUGGUCGUCGAAGUUCUUGGCUGCUCGUUGUUAGGAGGGCGUUGCGUUCUAACACUUCUGCUUGGAUGGUUUGCAGUAUUGUACUGUUUGCAGGGUGCCCGAGUCGUUGGUGCCAGAUGUCAUCGGGAGCGCGAUGGCCGGGCGAGCGGUGGUAUAUGUCGGUGUUGGAGAAGAACGCGACGACCGUGGCGGGACUUCGACAGACUUUUCGUGUGAUGGGCAUAAGUUGAUCUGCUUCGGUUGGCGGUCCUCGGAUCGCUGGUGGUGGUACUCGGCUGAGUCCUGCUGCUGCUACUGCCGGUAUGGUGUUGGAGUGCCAGAACCCAUCAGGGUCGAAGUCGGGGUCAAGAUCCGGCGGGUGUGUCCAGGCGGCGAACGACACGAUUCCGUCGCUGUCGGCAGUACCGCGGUCGGGGACGAAGUCCAACACGAAGACGCCGGACUUCAGGAGAGCACGACCGAUGAAGAGACCGCCCUUCCCGUGGUAAAGGCGAAACUCGUUGGAGUAGGAGUCGCACUCCAGGUUUUCGUUGUUGGUGACGGUGAUGAUGACGUCGCGGGUGAGGCGUCGCUCUCGUUGCACGAAGCGUCCGGAAGAACACAUGUGUUGACCACAGCAGCUGUCCAAGAACCAGGUGUUUCGCCCGGUGGGUUCGGCGUUGGCGACCGCAGCGUAUGUCGGGUUGACCUCAAGUUCUUGUGAGCGCGGCGGCGGAAGUUCUUCUUCGUCUGAUGUGGAAGAGCGCCUUGGAGGGCUUUCUUGAGUGGAGGCGACGUGUGGGUCUACUGGACGAUAAACACGAGGAGGUGUGCAGUUGACUUCGGAAUGUCCGGAAGUCUGACAGUUGUGGCAGAACGGUGGCACAAAGGUCCAUCUCCUGUUGUUCAGCGUGAAGCUCGGCGCAGAGGUGCAUCUCCGAUAUCCUUCCGUGGGCGCGAAGAAGCGAGCGUGUGGUUCUCCAUUCUGGCCCGAGCCCGGCGAGGACAAGCGUCACGAAGCUUUCUUCAGUGAUUGUUCCUCCGCACCGAAGCAGGCGGUCGCGGAGGGUCUGGCAGCGACUCAUAUACUGCAUCGCCUUUUCCCCGGUCUUCAUCUGUAUUGUUGUCAGUUGUUGCAUGAGUCUGCUUUGUGUCACGCUGUCGUUUGCUUGAUAGAGACACUUGAGAUGAUGCCAUGCGAGUUCCGCGGAGUUUCCAUAGCUGCGAUAUGUUCUGAUGCUCUGCUGUUCUUGUGGUGACAGGUUCCGCAGGAGAAAUGUGUACGCCAGCAGCGACUGAUAAGUAAAUAUUUCUUGCUCCUUUGCAGUGCCGUUGCUUGGGAAUGGCAGGGACCCGUUGAAGUAUCCCAAGAGAUGCGCAGCCUCCAUCAGCAGCUCGAACUCAAAGCUCCAGUUGCUGUUGGUUGGGCACGGGGCGGCAUGAACUCGAAUGUCCCCGGUGAAGAGUGAUAAGGUGCAAAGGCGUCCUUGUCUGCUGCUACUGGUCGAAGUGCGACAUGAAGCUGAAGAACCUUUCCAUAAGGUUCGGAUCCACGCUUGAAGAGGGUGAUGGGGUCACCAUUUCCGGUGUUCUUCCUGUUGUUUCUUGAGCAGCGCCGGUCUCGGUUUGCAGUCCUGAAGUAUGCAAUCCAGAGUUGCCGGGUUGAAUGUCUUGGGCGCUGGGUGAGCCCGUAGAGAUUUUCUUGCCCUUGCUGUCCAUGACUUGUAAUCAAUGAAUUCGUUGAAUUGCAGAUUGUAGAUAGAGCAUAGUUGCUGGGAGUUUGGUCUCUGACCAGCUCUCAUACCAUGUUGGGCUGAGAAAAGCCCUUAGGAUCUUUCCAGAGACUAAGUCCCAGUUGAAGAAUGAGACUUGAGUAGUGCAGCGGAAGUUGAGUAGUUGAAUUCUUGUACUAGUAUAUGAGAACAAGUGAUUGAUUAAAGAAACAAGCAUACA
Messenger RNA from Closterium sp. NIES-67, 3451 nucleotides. The record is from the annotation of a GenBank genome assembly. NCBI's taxonomy places the organism in Eukaryota, Viridiplantae, Streptophyta, Zygnematophyceae, Desmidiales, Closteriaceae.